AGUGACGCUACCCUUUUAAAGGGGCGGAGUAAAGCGCUCGAUACUGGGGGUUUUUUCGUGUAGUUUCGAGGACCUUUGGAUAGAGAGACAGAGAGAGAGAGAGGGGGCGAGGGAGCGAAAGAGAAAGGAAGGCAGUUUAUUCGAAGUGGAGCUUUGGCGAGCUGGCAGAGAGAGAGAGACAGGCGCACGAUCGGAGGAGGAAGAAUUUUUCUGGACUGCAAGAUAGUGAAAUACCAACGCCGUGUCAGUUGCACUGCUGUUCGAGCAUGGUUACAUUGCUUCUCAUCGUGUUCCUUAAUCUCUGGGCAGUUUCUGAUGCCCAAAACGUGAAGGUGGAACGCAAUGUUUUUGGAUAUGUGGGCCAUCAGGCAGUACUCCGAUGCCAGAUUGUUGACCUUGAUAAUUCCCUCCAAGUCACACAGAUCACCUGGAUGAAGGACCCCGCCAGUGCCAAGAUCAACCUGGCAGUGUACAAUCCUGAUUUAGGCACCAAUUACCCCACCGAUACUGGGGGACGCAUUCACUUUCGUCAGCCCAGCGAUAGGGAUGCCACAUUGGUCAUCGAGCGCCUGGAGAUGGCAGACGAGGGGAUGUACAGCUGUGAGUUUGCCACCUAUCCUGAUGGCAACCAGGAGGCUGCCACCAACCUGACAAUCCUAGCCAAGCCUACAAAUGAUGGCACCGCGAUCGUGGUGAAGGCCGGGCCUGCUGAAGUUCCCGUGGCAGUGUGCAACUCAGCCAACGGCAAGCCGGCAGCAUCCAUCAGCUGGUCGGGGAAUGUUGAGGGGAAUGCCUCCUACGUCACGACAAAGAACAGCGAUGGAACCUUCACGGUGAAGAGUGAAUACAAGGCUGUCCCCAGUGGAGAGAUUGACGGGGUGCAGAUAACUUGUUCAGUGAAUCAACAGACUCUCAAACAACCAGCAGCCAUCCCUAUCACACUUUCAGUGCAAUACGUGCCCAUAGUGAUUAUCGAGGGAUAUGAUGACAAUUGGUACCUGGGAAGGGACCAUGCUUCCCUGACAUGUAGUGCCAAAGCAAAUCCAUCAGCAAAAUCUUACACAUGGCUCAUGAAUGGUGAAGCUGUUCCUAGUUCGGCCCAUGUGGUCGGACACCAGCUUACCGUGAACAAAGUGACUUACGCUGUCAAUGGCACCUUCACUUGCCAGGUCACCAACAGCCUCGGAGAGGGACGUGCCAAGAUGGAUGUUCUUGUUCGUGAACAAGAGGUGGCACAGUCGAGCAAUGCAAGAGCCAUCGCAGGCGGUGUGAUUGGAGGGAUCUUGGCGUUGCUGCUUAUCAUCUUCCUGGUUGGCUUCUUCCUGCACAAGCAGCAGAGCGGAGCUGCCGGCUCGUAUGACCCCAAGAGGCGGGUUUUCGGGACGGGCAAUGGCGCACCCCAGCCUGACUACACCUACCGGCCGGACUCUGACUCCGAGAAGGGCCCCAGUGUCACCGUGACGCCCAGCACCACGGUGGAGGGCCACCACUCCGGGGAGGCUGAGAACUUGCUGACGAGCGAACCCCACGAUUAUGAAAAUUACAAGAGUCGGGAGGGGGAUGAGGAGGAAGGGGAGUCUGGCAUCCCGAGGGGGCCCGUGGUCCCCCUCCCAGGCCUCCAUAGGGACGAAGUGCAAAUGGAGGACGAUAUGGAAUCUCAACGCGACGGCUCCAUCAUCUCCAAGAGAGCAGUCUACGUCUGAGUCCUGAGACCCCCUCGUCCCAUUCCCCCCAGCCCCCCCGCAACCACCUCAUGUGUCUAAGUUAUCCCUUCCAAUAAACUGAAAUCAGAGAGGAGGAUGUCGACAGGAAGUUGAUAAACUGUAGUGUGUGUGUGUUAACAAAAUGGCGAUGAGGGAACGAGGUUAAUGUCUGGACUGACUGCUGUUUGAUGAAAUGGGGGAGGCAACAAUGGGUGGGGGGGCCGGUGGUGGGGUGUGUGUGAAGGGAAGGGGGUCAAAGCCUGCACUGACCGGCCUUUGACAAAAUGGCAGGCUGGAGGGUAAGAGGGUCAUCGUCUGGACUGACCUUGUGCUCCCACCUUUUUUUUUUUUUGGACAAUUUAUACUCUCACCCGACUUGAUUAUGGGUUGCCAACUCUGCUUGGAGUCCGUCCCUGGAGGUUUUGUCACCUGAUCAAACCACCCCACCCCAUCUCCCCAGCCUCCUGCCAUGGGUGGCCCACCGUGUGAGUCAUCUUGAGGCCCCUCCCCCAAAUUGGACAACCAACUGGAUCUUCCACACCUUAUUUGGAUGAUUAUGGUGUUGCCAUUUAAAAAGGCUCUUACGAAAACGUAUCAGAGAUGGGAGUGAGCGGGAUCGCUGUUGAGGAAAUGGUCGGGAUGGUGGUUGCUUCCCCCACUGUUUUUAUUAAUGCCUCUUUGUGAUUUAGUCUCGCUGGUGAUGCCGGACUGAGGACUCCAGGGUAAUCCCAGGAAGGGUCGGCAACUCUACUUGCUAGCCAGUCGCGUGCUGGUUGUCUCAUUUCAUGCGACCAGAUCCGGGCCUUCCUGUAAAUCUUGAGCAUUUAAAAAUGUUUUAAAAAUGAGCCGAUUGUCUCUGGUUUACACACUGGUAGCUUUGAACAGGGCGUGAGAAAGCAGAGCAAAGAGACUGAUUAAACACUGGGAGAUUCAUCUCUGGCCGACGAAUGUGCUCGAUCUGGGUUUGGGAGCUAUAUCGGAGAGCACUGUAGCCUGUCUUGCUAACUACUGAAAGGGGGCUCUUAGAACUGUUGCAAAGUGAACAUUACUGGUAUUUUGUGGUUCGUUCAUCAUUUUGAUACCAAGCUCAACUUGCUUUUAAAAUUUGUAAAUUCCCCACUUGUUAAUAUGAAAAUUUUUUUGUGAAGAUAAAAAAAAAUUUUGAAUUUGA
Carcharodon carcharias (great white shark) is the source of this 2874-nucleotide messenger RNA. RefSeq names its product nectin-2-like. Gene Ontology annotation, cellular component: membrane. The transcript is spliced from 6 exons. NCBI's taxonomy places the organism in Eukaryota, Metazoa, Chordata, Chondrichthyes, Lamniformes, Lamnidae. The coding region runs from base 267 to 1703 and encodes 478 amino acids. The record is from RefSeq and is a predicted model, not a curated record.